Molecule: messenger RNA, 765 nt
Organism: Knipowitschia caucasica
Lineage: Eukaryota; Metazoa; Chordata; Actinopteri; Gobiiformes; Gobiidae
Source: the annotation of a GenBank genome assembly
AUGUGGAGACUGCAGCUCGCCUUAUGCACGCUGUCGGUCCUGUCCCUGUCAUACGCCGUUGGUGAAGGCAAAGCGAGGAGCUGUAGCGAGGUGAGACUGGCUUACAGCGCCAAAGGAUUCAGCCUCGCCAAUGUACCUCAUCAGGAAAUAUCAGGAGAGCACCUCCGCGUCUGUCCUCAGGGAUACACCUGCUGCACCUCCGACAUGGAGGACACGUUGCACCUGCAGAGCAAAGUGGAGUUCGAGAGUCUGGUGGAGGAGACCAGCCGCGACAUGAGGGCCACCUUUGUGUCCAGUCAUAAGAAGUUUGAUGAAUUUUUCCUGGAGUUGCUGGACACCUCGGCGAAGUCCUUAAACGGCAUGUUCAAGCAAACUUACGGAAAGCUCUACAUCCAGAACUCGGACAUCUUCCAGGACCUUUUCACAGAGCUGAAGCGCUACUACACCGGAGGCAACGUGAACCUGGAGGAGAUGCUCAACGACUUCUGGUCCAAGCUGCUGGAGCGCAUGUUUCAGCUGCUCAACUCGCAGUACCACUUCACGGACGAUUACCUGGAGUGCGUGAACAAAUACACGGACGAGCUCAAGCCGUUUGGGGAUGUACCGAGGAGACUGAAGGCCAUGGUGACCAAGGCCUUCAUCGCGGCACGGACCUUUGUGCAGGGCCUGAUGGUGGGCAGAGAGGUGGCCAACAGGGUCGCAAAGCUGGCGUACAACAGUUAUUGGGCACUUCAGGGUUUGUCCUUCACGGCUGCCACGGCUUAG